CAGAGCCAAAAUUUGUCUAACUAAUUAGAUUCACAGCUUAUAGUAGUAUAAACGAGAAUGUGACAUUUUCAUUCAUCCAAACAAAAACAAGAAUGGAGUACUUGAUGAGGAUAUUAUUCAUUGUCCUAGCUUUGGUUUUACAUGGCAAAAAAACUUUUAGUGGGGAUGUAGCACCACCUCUAGUCUAUAACUAUUACAAAGAAACUUGUCCCUUUGCAGAAGAGAUCAUUAGGCGUCAAGUAGAGAUUGCAGUGCUCAAAGAGCCUCGAGUGGCCGCUUCUCUUCUCCGUCUUCAUUUUCAUGAUUGCUUCGUCAUGGGAUGCGAUGCAUCGGUACUUUUGGACGACUUUGAAGGAAUAGUGAGUGAGAAACAGGCUACUACUAACUUGAAUUCACUAAGAGGAUUUGAGGUCAUAGAUAAUAUCAAGUACUACUUGGGAAUGUCAUGUCCUUGUACUGUUUCUUGUGCUGACAUUCUGGCCAUUGCUGCUCGUGAUGCUGUUCACCUGAGAGGAGGGCCAAAUUGGGAAGUUUUGUUAGGCAGGAGAGACUCAUUGGAAGCAAACUUAAGUGGGGCCAACAAGUUCAUCCCUGCACCAAAUUCUUCUCUUGAGACCCUCGUUGCCAAUUUUGACCAACAAGGACUAGAUGUUGCAGACUUGGUUGCUUUAUCAGGAAGCCAUACAAUGGGACAGGCAAGAUGUGUAAGUUUCAGACAAAGAGCCUAUGAUGCGGAAUUCUUUCAUGAACAUUAUGACAGGUACAAGAGAUACACCACAUUUCGAAGAAUUCUGCGGUCCAUAUGCCCAGCAUCUGGGAAAGAUCACAGAUUAGCUCCUCUUGAUCUUGUGACUCCAGCCCAAUUUGACAACCAUUACUUCCACAACCUUCUUCAAGGAAAAGGCUUGUUAGGAUCUGACACUGUACUCAUCAGCCAAGAUCAUGAAGGGGUAAUCCUUAAACAGGUUUUGGCUUAUGCCUCAGAUGAGAAGCUUUUCUUUGAUUCAUUUGUUAAGUCAAUAGUCAAGAUGGGCAACAUCAAUGUCCUCACAGGAAACCAAGGAGAAAUUAGAAGGAAUUGUAGAUUUGUAAAUACUUAGUGGUAGCUCAGAGGUUGAUUCUUAUAGGUAUUGUAAUCUACUACAGUAUUAUUUUGCUUUGUUUUUGUAUAAAAAGUUGCAUUUAAUAUACUAGUAAAAAUGUAAGAUCUAAGAACACGACAUUUGUUUAAUAUUUAUUUAUAGAGAAUUUAGUAGGACUACCUACAAGGACAUCUUCUCACUAUAGCGGAGAAUGCCUCCCAAGAGUUUACAAAUCAACACAUUGAUACAAACAUCGCACACGAUUAUAGGCUAUAAACCCGUAAUUGUAAUUUCCAGUCUCCGGUUUUAGGUGUCUCCAUAUCCCCCAACUAAUAAAAACGAGACCAUGUCCCCAACUAACAAAAAUGAACAUUUAUUAAUAUUUUAAAUAUUUGCGAUGACUUUCUAAUUGACUUGUCUUAUUUUGUUUGGGGACAUGAAGACACAUUCUAACUUUGACUUUAUUAAAGCAUGUACAAAUAACUCACUCCCGAAAGGAGAAAUAGCAUGGCAUUCAAGUCAUGCUUCACCUAAAAAUAAAUACUCGUGGACAUGUUUUAUUUCAGGUUGAACUAAAUGUUUUACUUCACCACAUUAGAAAUCUUGUGCAUUUAAUAUAAAGUACAACUCAAACUAACAAAAAUUGACAAUAACCCUUAGUUUUUAAUUGCUUAUUGCAAGUUACUCAAUGCAUCUAUUCAAUCAUUGGCAGUAAAUCUACAAAAAAAAAAAAUACGCAACUCUUCUUUUACCAUUUUAUAUCACAAGGUGUUAAGUAUCGAAUCCUACUUAUUUUAUUUUACAUUAAAAUAUAUGGGACCUAAUGCUUUAUUGCACCAAUCAAUGUAUAAUUGUGUUGAACACCAUAGGUGCACAUUGUACAAU
Messenger RNA from Humulus lupulus (European hop), 1967 nucleotides. RefSeq names its product peroxidase 20. Gene Ontology annotation, molecular function: heme binding; peroxidase activity. The record is from RefSeq and is a predicted model, not a curated record. The transcript is spliced from 4 exons. Lineage: Eukaryota; Viridiplantae; Streptophyta; Magnoliopsida; Rosales; Cannabaceae. The coding region runs from base 93 to 1100 and encodes 335 amino acids. Gene Ontology annotation, biological process: response to oxidative stress; hydrogen peroxide catabolic process.